Molecule: messenger RNA, 4006 nt
Organism: Osmerus eperlanus (European smelt)
Lineage: Eukaryota; Metazoa; Chordata; Actinopteri; Osmeriformes; Osmeridae
Exons: 12
Coding region: 657-3260 (867 amino acids)
Source: RefSeq, a predicted model, not a curated record
UCAGUUGCAACAUCUGGCUUCUUCCAUUCAAAUAAAUACUGUGAACGAUAUGUCAUAUGUAAUCAUCUUUAAAUGGUAUGGGUAAUUAGCAGACAGAUGCAAGUUUAAUAUAUACAAAUUUGGUUGGUCUAGUCCAAAUAGUCUGAGUAACUGAGAGAAAUGCAAAAAGUGUUGCACUCGUCCCCAGUCUCCCCUAGUUGCGGUCGAAGCUAUGCUAGCUAGUACCUGCAAACUUGUAAAAGGAUUUGUUAAGGAUUUUGUAAAACUGUGUCCCCACCAAUGUUCAAACCAAACCUACGCCCUUGGAUUUAGUACACCAAGUUACCCAUCUAAGAUCUUGGAAACUGUAGUGGAAGGAAAGCUGUGCCUCGUGACACCGUAACUACGGAGAGGGAGGAGCUUCUUCUGCUGCUGCCGAUUGGUUCAUCUCCACCCUUUACUAGAACAUGAAAGUGAAAGUGUGUUCAAUAAAACUGGUCAAGGCUCAUUAUUGUUAAAGCAGUGAUGCUGAAUUUAUGAUUGUACAUCUGGUAUUAAAUGCUGUAUGACACCGUGUAUUGAGUUUGUUUGUGGAUAUCUUGCGUUUGGUAGGCUACCUGUCUUAUUUGCCGUUUAUUGAAGUUGACAACGUUGGAAGCGGUGAAGGGAAGCUAGACAUGGAGAAGUUCUACGCAUUGGUAACAGGCAACACUUUGGAUUCUCAUGAGGACAUAAUCAGACAUGUAAAUAACAGCGGUUUAACUAAAGUGACGUCGCCACAGGAGAGUGAUGUCAUCAUAGCUUUCUGUCCCAUUGUCAGUCGUGUUGGGACUGAUAUUGAAGAUGCCCUUACAAAGAUCCCUGAAGGUAAACCUGUCAUCCUGGUGGUGCUUCAUCACACUUUCAAAACAGACUACACUUCCCAAAACAGCAGCAGAUAUGUGACCAGGCGUGAUGUCAUCUUAACGGUGGACUGUCUGUUUCAUGACUCUGUUAAGGGCAUACUGAAAUGUCCUCAAAAUGACGCAGCUGUCAAGGAGAUUCUCAGGAAGCUGCCACCUGCAGUCAAGACAGAGAGAGAACACAAGACGGAGAAAAAAGGAUCACAAGACAGAAACACUCAACAAGAAGAAACAAACAAACAGCAACAUAGAGACAGCCUGAAGAAACCAGACAGGGAGAAGUAUACCAGUGAAUCCAACCUGAUGAAGGGAGACACACUGAGGAGAAUAAAUGAACGACUUCCCAAGAUCAAAUCCUUAAUAGAAAAUGCCGGAGGCAGGAUGGGUUUCUUGACAUUUGGAGCAGAUCCAAAACAACUACUGGAAGAUUGUAAGAGACAGGUGGAGGCUCUAACAAAGGACUUGCAGGAACAUAACCUAAAAGAGAACCAACUGAAGGAAAGAUACCAGGGGAAUGACUUGAAUCAGAGACAAGAAGAGUUGGUCAACAAAUCGAUGUUACAAGAUAAACAACUGGAAGUUAAGAAUCAAACACUUCUCAGCAGAGAACUGGAACAACUAAAGGACGUAGUGCGAGUUCAGACAGAAAAAUUAAAUGAAUGUAACAAACAACUAGAUGCUAAAAACUCAGACCUGGAAAAAAUGAGGCAACAAAUGAAAGAGAGGGACCAACAACUGAAGGGCCUCCAGGAUGAACUAUUGAAGGAAAGAAAAAACAAAAUUAAAUGCGAGGAAUGGCAAGUGGUGAAUUAUCCAUCAAGAAAUGUGGAACUUGCACAACACCUGGAGGAUCUGACGAAAGACCUUCGAAAAAGUGAGGCCUCUGCCAAGGACAAUGCACAGCAACUGACUGAUCUAAGAAACAAGACAGUCAGAUUGGUGUGUGAGUUUUUGGUCCGGAGUCACGAUGAGGAGGAGAGACCGGUGGAGAACGCUGCCAGUGAGGUGGAGAAGAGACGGCUGGAGCCUCAGAGGGAGAACCAGGAGAAGAAGAACAAGCAGCCAGCGGGGGAGAAUCAGGAGAAGAAGAACAAGCAGCCUGCGGGGGAGAACCAGGAGAAGAAGAACAAGCAGCUACAGAACCUCCAUGUCCCGCUGCAGGAGGAAGAGUCUGAACGGGAGGCGAGAGACCGUAGACUGAGAGAGAAGGAUGAAGAGCUAAAAGACAGCAACAGACUGGAGAAAUAUGAAGGGAGCAUGGAGAGGUGUUACACAUUUGUAACAGGGCGCACUUCGGGAUCUCACAAGGACUUAAUGAGUCAACUAACGAAGGAAGGAAUAACUGAAGUUUUGACACAAAAGGAGUGUGAUGUCAUCAUAGCUUUCUGUCCCACUGUCCCAAUUCGUGCUGAGUCUGAUAUGAAAGAGGCAUGUAAAAAGAUCCCUGAAGGUAAACCUGUCAUCCUGGUCGUGCUGCACCACACCUUCAACACAGACUACACUAUACCUGACACCCGCAGACAUGUGACCAGAAGUGAUGUCAUCCUCACAGUGAACUGUCUGUUUAGUGAGGAAGGACUACUGAAAUGUCCUCACAAUGAAGCAGCUGUCAAACAUAUCCUCAAGAGGCUGGCACCUACUGGUAUACUAGGAAUUAAAGAGAAGAGGCAGCAAAACAUGUCUGACAGCCCGCCACUGAAGAGACAGAACACCUCAGAGGACUCGGGUUGCCGUGCUGGAGGACUGGCUGGUUCCAACAGGAAGUCAGAGGACUCUGGCUUCAGUGCUGAAGGACUGGCUAGUCCGAACAGGAAGUCAGAGGACUCUGGUUUCAGGGCUGGAGGACUGGCUGGUUCCAACAGGAAGUCAGAGGACUCUGGCUUCAGUGCUGAAGGACUGGCUGGUCCGAACAGGAAGUCAGAGGACUCUGGCUUCAGUGCUGAAGGACUGGCUGGUCCGAACAGGAAGUCAGAGGACUCUGGUUUCAGGGCUGGAGGACUGGCUGGUCUGAACAGGAAGUCAGAGGACUCUGGUUUCAGGGCUGGAGGACUGGCUGGUCUGAACAGGAAGUCAGAGGACUCUGGUUUCAGGGCUGGAGGACUGGCUGGUUCCAACAGGAAGUCAGAGGACUCUGGCUUCAGUGCUGAAGGACUGGCUGGUCUGAACAGGAAGUCAGAGGACUCUGGUUUCAGGGCUGGAGGACUGGCUGGUCUGAACAGGAAGUCAGAGGACUCUGGUUUCAGGGCUGGAGGACUGGCUGGUCUGAACAGGAAGUCAGAGGACUCUGGUUUCAGGGCUGGAGGACUGGCUGGUUCCAACAUGAAGUCAGAGGACUCUGGUUUCAGGGCUGGAGGACUGGGUGGUCUGAACAGGAAGUAAGAGGACUUCUAAUAGAUAGAUAUAACAGGGGUGUUAGGUUGAAUAAAGAGGGACUUAACAUUCACACAUUAUUCACAAAAAAUGGGAAGAUUGAACUCAGACAGUAAACCAAUUUGAGACAUAAUUAAACUUGCAUAUAAACUUAAGAAACUCCUUUUUAUUCCUCUUCAUUUUCUGUGUAAUACAUAAUUAUGGUUAAUUUGUUUCAAUACAUUUCCAGGAAACACCUAGAGUUAACUUUUUCAGUUUUGUGUUCUACACAUCCUUUUUGUUUAGUCAUUUCUGGUUUACAAAAAUAUGUAUAAUUAUGCAUUUGUAUUGUCUGUAACUCCAACCCCCAUAUUUGAAUACUUCAUGUACCAUAAGAUACACUUCUUGUCCUCCUAGAACCUGCUAUAGUAGCCUGUGAGAAUUCAGAGACAAAUAAAACUGGUUCAUAUCUUUCUCCACAAGAUGGCAGGAAAGACCUGGUAAUCUGGUUCCCAUCAAAAGAGGAGUCUUACAGUAAUAAUAGCAAGAAUGUAAAAAUAAGUUUGAACAUGAUUAUAGUAUACCUAUGCUGUGCAUGUGCAAGUUAUGUGUUUUUUUCCUCAUUUGAAAGGAAGGGUCUGCCUUUUUUCAAGAGUAUUCUGCACGAAAAUAAUUGAUAUAGUAAGCAUUACAUUUUAUAAUUAUUUGAAAAGAUCACUGCCUUAAAACAUGAAUGUUGUUUUUACAUAUUAAAAUAAAAUUUAGAUUUAUAGUGA